This is a messenger RNA of Aspergillus welwitschiae, 1506 nucleotides long. RefSeq lists its product as uncharacterized. The transcript has a single exon. NCBI's taxonomy places the organism in Eukaryota, Fungi, Ascomycota, Eurotiomycetes, Eurotiales, Aspergillaceae. The coding region runs from base 410 to 769 and encodes 119 amino acids. The record is from RefSeq and is a predicted model, not a curated record.
CCUUGAUCGCCGAAUUUCAGAAUCACGCUGAGCAGAGAGCUCGUCGCGCCAACGCACGCAAACGGAACGUUCCAUCGGACAAAUCUGAUGAUCCCAAUAGCCAGCCCAACGGUCAACCUAACGGCCAUUCCAACGGCCAACCCAACUGAGAUGCUUCUCGAUGGUCAGUCUACACUCGUCUAGCUUUAUACAUCGCAUGUGCGCGGUCUGCGUGGCAUCGAAACUUGCUCAUCAACCCGCAGACCCGUACCGACUGACCAUUGAGUGUGAUUUGAUGCUUGAUGAAGAAGAAGUGGCUGUUCAAAUCUCUCAUAUCUCUCAAUCUGUUUCGAAUCUGCGUGGCAUCGCCUUUCUUACAUAUCAACCCGCAGACCGUACAGACUGACCAUGGAAUGUGUUUUGAUGCUUGAUGAAGAUACAGUGGCUCUUUUACAUCUCUCUUUUCUUAUCUUAUAUGUCACCGGAUCUGCGUGGCAACUCAUAUUCAUCUCAACCCGCAGAUCCGGUUCGGACUGGUCAUGGAGUAUGCUUUGGUUCGCUUGUUCACGAUACGAUGGCUCCUUUAUAUCUCUCGAAUCUCAUCUUGGUAUCGAAUCUGCGUGGCAUCUCACUACCAUAUCAACCCGCAGGUUCGUUACCGACUGAUAUUGAGGAUGCUUUUUCUGAUGCUCGACGAUACACAUCUCACAUUCGCAUCAUGUACUCGGCUUCUAGAGGCACUCUACUCAUUUCCAUCUCAACCCAGAGCCGAUUACAAACUGAUCGUUGAGUAUCUGAGCUCGCUCGAUUACGGUUUACUGCACUUCAUAUAUAGCUCGAUGGAUCAAGGCGUCACUGCUACCUCAUGACACACGCAUCUCUCAUCUCUAUCGCUUACUCGGCGCUCCGCGUGGCAUCUCAAACUAUACGCUAUCAACCCGCGGAAGCGUCCGUACACUGAAGUCUAAGUGUGUCUGGAUCGCUUCUUCAUGGUUCAUCUGCUUCACAUACAUCUCUCACUGCUCUCUCAAAGUAAACAGCACUCUGUGUGGAACUCACAUUUACAUCUACAUCAUCCCGGAGCUGCUGUUACUAUCGAAGUGCAACCAAAUCGGCAUCUACAAUCGUCUCACUCUUUAUCGACUUUAUCGACAAUACAACAAAGCACCUCAUCCUCAAUAUCACUCCCUCAUGGUCAGCUUGAUUUCAUCUCUCUCUCUCUCAACAUUACGGAGUUACGGAAGUUUUUCGAGCCAUUCGUGCAUAGCGCUUAAUUCCACAGGCAGGCGAAGUUAUUGGCGUUUCUUUUAGAUUAUGCUUUGCUUGCUUGCUCAAUUUUUUGUUUUCUUAUUUGGUCAUUCGAAGAACUAGAAUGGACCUGGACGGGCUGUAUUAUCUUGUUGUUUCUUCUCUUUUUCCCCUUCACUAUUUUACUUUUUCUGUACUGUAGGAUGACUUUUAAUUCUCGAACUUCGAAAUUGGGUGGAUAGCCAAGGCAAUAGCACAGCGGGUUAAUUUAAAUAAUUU